This is a messenger RNA of Sclerotinia sclerotiorum 1980 UF-70, 1035 nucleotides long. RefSeq lists its product with no specific name. The coding region runs from base 1 to 1035 and encodes 344 amino acids. The record is from RefSeq and is a predicted model, not a curated record. The transcript is spliced from 2 exons. NCBI's taxonomy places the organism in Eukaryota, Fungi, Ascomycota, Leotiomycetes, Helotiales, Sclerotiniaceae.
AUGGAUGAAGUCAAGAAGCUGUACUUAGGACGGCAAUACAAACAGUGCACUGCACGAUGCAUCAAUAUUCUCGAUAGCAUCACAGAUCCAUAUCGAGUUCAUCCUCUUUAUUCACUUUUCUUGUCCUUCUAUUGUGCCACUUGCUUAGAGAUAACGGCAUCGAAUCUUCACAACAACUCUCCUCAAAAGCUUUCGUUGCUUCGAGAUUCUUUAUUGUACUUUCAAAAAACAGAAGAAUAUCUCACAUACGCAGAUAUACCCAUGGAAAGCGAUGCACCGAUAUCAGGUAAUCGAUCAUCUUCGAUGUCAUCUACGUCGAGUGCUCGUUCUUCUGUGGAUUCCGUGUUUUCAUCAACAUCAUUUCCUUCUACUGCAGAUGGGCUCUCGCCCGCUUUCUCAUCCUGCUCUUUCGAGGAUGGCAACGACGAAAAAACUCCUACACGCAUACGCACCCUUUCCGUGUCAUCAGUCGCAUCGACACAAUCCACACAAUCGACAGACACCACUAUUAUCGCGGAUAGACCCGCACCACUGCGUAUAAAAAAGAAGGUUUCUUUUUCUCCAGCAUUACCCACAUUGAUAUCAGCACAGGAUCUUGAGAAUUCAAGCAGUAUGGAAACUAUUCCCCGCUCUAUUCAAUCCCAAAAUACACUUCCUCGACCUAUAAUCUCCUCCAAAUGUCAAUCACCAUCGCCGAUUCAUCCCUCUCUCAGCAUACAUCUCACUAGCUAUAAUCUCAAUCUCUCAUCUAUAACCACGCAACUUACCUAUCAUAUAAUACACAUCAACAGCCUCAUCGAUACCAUACAAAGUGUACGUAAAUCUCGACGCAGCAAUCAAGCUUCAUUAUCCCCUUCUCUAUUUAAUUCCACUGGUGAUCUCAGUAAGGAGGAUAAAGAGGAGAUGAGACGAAAGGAAAUUCGAGAAAGGAUCGAGAAAUUGAGAAGUGCCGGCUGGGAAAGGAAAAGAUGGAAUGGGAGUAGAUCUGAGGCGUUGAGAGAGAAAGUUGAUAAUGAGCUGAACGGAUGGAUAUGA